Messenger RNA from Heterobilharzia americana, 7039 nucleotides. The record is from the annotation of a GenBank genome assembly. NCBI's taxonomy places the organism in Eukaryota, Metazoa, Platyhelminthes, Trematoda, Strigeidida, Schistosomatidae.
AAAGCAAAAGCUAGGCUGGUUUCGAUUAACGAAUUCAUAACUACAAAAAUAUCAGUUAGCUGACUGGACAAAUAGCCAUCCUCAACAUCAACAGCAACAGCAGCACUCUUAACUGCAUAACAUUGUAUUUGAUAUCUAUCAAUCCAUACAUGAAGUAUACUCAAUAAAACAAUCUAUCCAGUGUUAAAUGUCCAAUGUAUCACAUUACGCGUCAUUCAGUUAGGACAUUGAUCUUUUUAAUAUGUAUAUUAUACUGUGUUCAAGGUGAACGUGUUCGACGAUUAAAACGUCAGGCUGAAGAUGCUCCUAGUUCUGGGACCAAAGGUCCAGCACCAUUUGGAGUAACAACCUACAGAGUUGGAGCAAUGGGAGUUCAAGGAGAACGUGGACCUCCUGGACCACCCGGUCCAGACGGUCCACCAGGUCCAAUGGGUUCGGCAGGACCACCAGGAAAACCAGGAGGACCAGGAAUUCCUGGACCUGUUGGUGUUCCUGGACCUCCAGGAGCAGACGGAAAACCAGGUCGAGAUGGAGAGGCUGGAAACCCAGGUCCUUCCGGAGAAGUCGGUCCUCCAGGUCCAUCCGGACCCACAGGACCACCUGGAUUGAAAGGGCCUAUCGGAUUGAAAGGUAAAAAGAGUGAGAGAGGUGAUCCUGGAAGAGAUGGUCCAGAGGGUGCUCGUGGAGAUUUAGGUGCUCCUGGAUUGAUGGGACGAACUGGAGCUCGAGGAGGUAUGGGACCAGUUGGUCCACCAGGAACACCUGGACAAGUUGGUCCUGCUGGAGCAGAUGGUCUUCCAGGAGUUCAAGGCCCACCAGGUCCACAAGGUUUACCUGGAGAACCAGGUGCAAUUGGUCCGACUGGUGAUCGAGGAGAAGUUGGUGAAGUUGGAAUACGUGGAGGCAUUGGCGAGCCUGGCAAACCUGGGCUUGAUGGAAAACCAGGUAGACCUGGGGAACAAGGAAUUCAGGGUCCACCCGGGAAAGAUGGUAUACAAGGGCAGAAAGGUGAUAUAGGCUUCCGAGGACCACUUGGACCAGAAGGUAUGCCAGGACCUCGAGGAGCACCUGGCGCAUCGGGUUCACAAGGUGAACAAGGAAGCAAAGGGUCUGUUGGUGUUUCUGGGCCACCAGGAAAUCGUGGACCUCAAGGAAAUUCUGGCCCACCAGGUGUUAUAGGCCCUCGUGGCUUACCAGGACCUGUUGGAGAAAUUGGAAAACCAGGCAUCCCAGGUUCUCAAGGCCCACCUGGUGCCAAAGGGUCAGCUGGAGCGGCUGGUUCUCCGGGUGCCCCAGGUCGACCGGGUAUUGAUGGAAGAUCAGGUGUUCCGGGGCCCCCAGGAAAAAGUGGUCCAAUGGGGAAAAGUGGUCCGAGAGGAGAACCAGGUCAGGCUGGACAGGAUGGUAAGCCAGGGAGGACUGGUCCUUCUGGACCACCUGGAGAGAACGGUAGGGAUGGAAUUCCUGGAGCUUCGGGUCCACCUGGGCCUAGAGGUCAACCAGGCAAAGCUGGAUCAAGUGGACAUCCAGGGACGGUAGGAUCAAGUGGACCACCAGGACCACAAGGAGAAAUUGGACAACCGGGUCCCCAAGGUGAACGAGGCCUUCCUGGAUCAGUCGGUUCGGCUGGUCCAAAAGGCGAGAAAGGUGAAAAAGGUCCAACAGGAGAACCAGGAGCACUUGGCGAUGCGGGUCCUCCAGGGCCUCAAGGAAAACAAGGAGCGAUUGGCGAGAAAGGAUUUUCAGGUUUGGUUGGAAAUGUUGGUUCUCCAGGUUUACGAGGACCGCGUGGAGAUUCUGGCCCACCUGGUGAUGCUGGUAAAGAUGGAACACCAGGAACAGAUGCUCCAGAUGGUGAAAUUGGUGCACCAGGCCCAGAAGGACCACAAGGUCCUGUAGGUCCGGCAGGUCUUCCAGGACCUCAGGGUUUACCUGGAACGAAAGGAGAACCUGGUAGUAUAGGACCGAUUGGUAUACCUGGACGCAUGGGAGUAAUGGGAAUACCUGGUGCACCUGGUCCUUCUGGACCAACCGGUCCACCAGGUUUCAAAGGCGAUCGUGGUAUUUCUGGAGCAAAUGGAAUGCCAGGAAAAGAUGGUCAACCCGGAAAUCCUGGACCUGUGGGGGCAAGAGGGCCACCUGGUGCAAUCCAUUUGACUGGAAGAUCAGUUGGAAUUGUUGGGCCACCUGGCCCGAUUGGAGAUGUCGGUGCUCCUGGAGAACUUGGAGUUCCUGGAUUAUCUGGACAACCUGGUCCCGUGGGUCUCCCAGGUUCAAGUGGAACACCCGGUAAACGCGGACCAGCUGGUUCUGCUGGACCACCCGGAAGCCCAGGUGCAAAUGGUCAUGCAGGCAUUAGAGGUCGAGCUGGUAGUCCAGGUCAACUUGGUGGCCAAGGUCCACCUGGUGUCCAAGGUCCUGCGGGCGUCCCUGGUAUCAGAGGACCUCAAGGCCCUCGCGGUUUACCGGGUCGCCAAGGCAUGCAAGGUACCCCAGGAAAAGCUGGGUUAAGUGGUUCACAGGGUGAGACUGGUCUACCCGGCAAGCCUGGGAAACAGGGUCCUACAGGGCCACCUGGACCAGCUGGUAAGGAUGGUGAUCCUGGAGAACCUGGCCCUCCUGGAGCACUUGGCGAACCUGGAGAUGUUGGCAGCCCCGGAGCGCCUGGGAGAGAUGGAUCAAUUGGAAUGAUUGGUAUGCGUGGAUCGUCAGGAGGACCUGGACCAAGAGGACCACCUGGCCCACUUGGUUUAAGUGGUCCACAAGGAGCAGCUGGUCCGACUGGACCCCAGGGUCCUGAAGGACCAAGAGGUGCAAAAGGUGUUAAAGGACCACCCGGAUCAGAAGGACUUGAAGGGCCACCAGGAGAAGAUGGUGGACAGGGUCCAGAGGGAUUGGCUGGACCACCCGGUGAACCUGGGUUUGAUGGACCUCGAGGUCAACGUGGCGCUCCUGGUCCCAUGGGUCCUGUUGGAGAAGUAGGAGCUCCUGGUCAAGAUGGUAGACCCGGCCCACAAGGAGAACGUGGUGUUUCUGGAAAACCUGGUCUCCCAGGACCACCAGGAGCAAAAGGAGCUGAAGGGGAGAUUGGAGCUGAUGGACAAGAUGGAUCUAGCGGUCUUCCAGGAAGUCCAGGUGGUAGAGGUCAUCCUGGAUGGUCUGGACCUCCAGGGCCACCAGGUCCUCCUGGUCCUGAUGGUGUUCGUGGAGAUCCCGGUGAAAUAGGUUAUGCUGGAAAUCCAGGACCAGCGGGUGAAAGUGGGCCUAUUGGUGAAAGUGGAGCGAAAGGUCCUAAAGGACAAAGGGGAGAAACAGGAUUACCUGGUCCACCAGGCCCUUCAGGUCGAGACGGGUCCUCUGGACCUCCUGGGCCGAUAGGACCUCCAGGACCACCUGGACCACCUGGUAUGCCAUCUAUACAAUUACCAAUAACCAGUCGGAGUACAAAAGCUGGAAAUAUUUAUGCUGACGACCCAUUAGCAGGAAGAAUUAUGGGAACUUAUGAAAAUCUGAGACCAAGGGGAACGAGAUCUGCACCUGCAGUAACUUGUAAACAGCUGGGGCAAUACAACAAAGACCUACCUGAUGGUUAUUAUUGGAUUGAUCCAAAUGGAAAUGAGAUUAAUGAUGCUGUACAAGCUUAUUGCAAAUUUAAGACAAGUGAAACAUGUAUCCGAUCGAAACAAGAAGAAGUGAAUCUAAAUUAUUUCGAUAAUAUGAAUUCAACUAUGGAAGGAAGGGAUUUAGGCGGUCAGUUCCAUGAAUUUACGUAUGAAUUAGAAGGAAAUCAACUAGAAUUCUUAAAACGCCACAGUUUAAUAGGCGUACAACAGAUUUAUGAAGACUGUUCAAAAUUGAAUGGAAGAUUAAUACCUAGUGAAUUAAUCACACAAAGUGUUACAUUAUUUACCGAUAAUGGAAAUGAACUCUCUUAUGGUCAUCCUUAUCUUGGAUAUGAAAUCAUUCGAAAUUCUUGUCGCGUAAGUUUUAAUUUUAUUAAUAAUGAAAUUAGUGGUGGAUAUUAAAGCAUUUUUAAUGGAAAAUAUUUUUUAAAGAUAAUUUUUGUCAAUAGAUGGUGGAACAAUCGUAUUGCAUUAUGAAGUGGCGUAAUUUACGAAAGGAUGUCAACAGCUGAUAUUCAUCCCAGUAGUUUUAGAUAAGGUCAGAAACUCAAGAACAUCGUAUUUUAUGUUUCAUAUUAGAGUAAAGUUAAAUCUAUUACUGGAGUGACCAAGAGCAUUCCAAUAUUAAUGUUGAUAUUGUAUGCAAUGAGGUGCUCAUGUAAUUAGUAAGAAUAUCAUAGUUUCUUCCUCCUAUCGCUCUGUUGAGAUGUAAAGAGAAAAAACCUAAUAUGCAACUGGAAGAACUCUUUUUACUUCGUAUGAAAUACAUUAAGUAUAUCGAAGGAAAGAUCUAAUUUCCUCAGAUCAAUUGAAAACGAGUGAAACCAUCCAGUAUGCUUUUUUGGAUCACAAAGUGGCAUUUUAUUGAGUCAACCGUGAGGUUCAAACACUUAUACUUCAGUAAGUAAUAAUUUACAGUGUUUAUUUCUAUUUUUGGCGUUCCUUAUAAAUUACCAUUACACUACCAGCAUACCAAUGACUUGGAAACCCCCUGUGACUAUGUAUGAAACUUAAGGUACUUUUUCAAUACCAUUCACAAUUGAUUUUCACCCAAUUCAGCCUUCAUAUAAGGCAUUAUAAAGUAUAUAUAACAGUAGUUUCUGAAUUCUCUGGCAACGAACCAACCAAGAACCUAUCACCCAACAAAUAUGGUGAAGAAAAUGGAGAUGGAUUGGGCAUGCACUGAGAAGACCAUUCAGGAACAUCACGCGCCAGGCACUCGAGUGGAAACCAGAUGGGAAACGGCAAGUUGGGCGUCCGAGGGUGACAUAGAGAGAGAGCUUCUGGGAAGUGGUGGGGCCAGGUUAAAAAGAUUUCAGAGGACAGAGUGGAAUGGAAACGUGCUAUUGAAGCCCUAUGUUCUAUUAGGAACCCAAUGGAUAAAUAAUAUAAUAAUAAUAGUCUCUGAAUUCUUCCACCAGUAGUACACUGUAUAACCUAAUCUUUUUCAUAAAGUUGAGAUCAUUUAAUAAGUUUAUUAGCUCGUAUCUAUUAUAAAGAAGUUUUCAGUGGUUAUUAUUAAUAUUAUCCUUACUGUCAAUAUCAUGAUGUCAUGGUGUAACGGUUUUGACCUUGAACACAAGGUGCUAUAAACUUGCAAAUGAUUUUCGAUUGCAGUCAUUUUGUUCAACUUAUUGGUAGAUAUUAAGUUAAAUGUUAGUUCAAAUUUCUAAAAACAUUUUGUAGAUAGCUAAAAGUCUAUCUUGUACUUGUAGUAUAAGAAAGUUAACUUUUCUAACCAUUUAAACAUUGAACUAAUGGGCAUUAAUAUGAAUAACUAAAUUUAAAGUAUACAACUUGUUAUACUUAGCAUCUUUGUUGAUUAAUAGGCAUGGCUUUUUUUAUUCGACGACUUACAAAAUACACAUAUUACUUUACAAUCUCUCAGGUCAGUACUAUUUUACACAUUUUUAUCGUGAAUAUCAUCAAAGUUUUAUAACCAAGUAUGAAAAUGGUUUUAUAUGUUUUUUGUAACCGUUUUUGUUAACUAUGGAGAAAAACACAACAUAUCGACAUUGAUACAGGACGAUGUUAAAAGGUGAAAUGAAAACCUGGUUGGUGGUAGAACUAAAACUAAAUGGUCUCUGGAUAUCAACCUGCAGUUCUACCACCUGAGUCUUAUGACCCAGCUGCUGAUCAAGCCGUUUUCCGGAGGUCACUUGUUUGAAUCUUACUGAAUAAUGAUACAGAUAAAUUAAUGAAACGAAGUGUCAGAUGAGUAUGAACGUGAAUCUGUAUGUUGAAAUAGGAUUACCAUUUUGACUAUGUGAGUGAGAUAGCCGUGGUUUAUCAGACUAGUAGCGAUACUGGAUGAUGGUUGAAGGGAAAAUGAAAAUUUGGGCAGCGGCUGGAUUAGAAUUAGAGACCAUAGGGUUUCCGGACCGAUACUCUGCUAAAUCAGACCAAACUGCUGACCAAAUUUUGAUUUCACUUCAAUCACCAAGGUUUUUGCCAAACUGCUUUGUGAAUUCGUGACUCAUUACUACCACUUGAUCGUACUCACACUGGCUACCAAGUCAGGACCUCUCACCCCAAUCAAAAUCUAACUGAAUUAGAGAGAGAGAGCAUCAUAGUGAUAAUGAUUUCGACUAUCUGAGUGAGACAGCCGUAGUUUUCUAGACUAGUAUUGAUACUGUAUGAUAAUUGAAGUUGAAAUGAAAAUUUGGGUCCCAGAGGGAUUCAAACCAGCAUCUACCGGGUUUAGUUAAUCAACAAUAGUGAGAAAAUUAAUUGGUAACCAUUAAACCCUUAUCAAUCGAUGAGAAGCUGUUGCUUCUUCUGUUACAGCAGCAUAUUACUAUUAAUUAUCGGUUCUCACAAGAAGCCAGUUAAGUGAAGAUAUAAACAAACUGGGUAAACUGAUUUGGCUGUGUGGUAUUUUUAUUUUAUUUGAAAGAUCGGUUCAAUCUUUCAUACUUUUCAUUCUAUACUAUUCCUUUCUCUACUUCUUGUUUCUUUUUUUCACCAAUAAUCUAGGCUUCAUCAAAAGUGAAAAACACUGCUCUUUUAGUUAAAGGUUCAACAAUCCGAUUUCCAAUACGUGGUAUUCAACUACUCAGUUCAUCCAUAUCUUUCAACUCAAUUCAGAUUGGAGAUGUGUGCUUUCAAUAGAUAAAUAAUAAUAAAUAUGAAUAAUUCAAAAUCUUCCUAGUUGUUAGGCUGUACGUUUGUAUUGAUCGGGAAUAUCUUGAUAUUCAAUUAAUUUCUUCCUAAAUUCUUCUGUCUUUUUCUCUGCCUGUCUACUUGCUUACCUGUCUCUGUUUACAAAUGUAACUGUUGGCAGAUUUAGAGAAUAACAAACAUCUGAAUGAAGAGAGGUAAAGAAAAAGAAGUUAGAAGUUUUCAGGACGUUUUUUCAAAGCAAAAUAAAUUCAGAAACAAAUGUUACUGUUUACUUGUACAACCACAUCACACUG